Messenger RNA from Vespula pensylvanica (western yellowjacket), 4006 nucleotides. RefSeq names its product transcription factor stalky. Bases 514 to 3093 code for a protein of 859 amino acids. Lineage: Eukaryota; Metazoa; Arthropoda; Insecta; Hymenoptera; Vespidae. The record is from RefSeq and is a predicted model, not a curated record. The transcript is spliced from 4 exons.
AUUAAGUUUAAGCGUGGCAGACGACAGAGUUAAGGAAAUCCGGUUGAAGUUGUUCGCUUGAUCUGCUGGCACUGCAGUGACAUUUCGUAGCUAAUGCACGACAUUUGUUUAUUACGCUCGUUUCAGUUUUGUGUAUAAUAAUGUUUAUCAUUACGGAAAAUAAAUGAGUUCUUUCACCUUAUAAGCGAGAUAGAUCCAUAUUUCUGUAGACUUAAAUAAGGCGGUUAUGAGGCUUCCGUAUCAAAAACUGCCUAUUGUACGAUAUUUUUCCAUUAUUUUUAAUUUAAUUUAUAAAAAUCGUUAUGGCAGAGAAGUGUAAGGUAUGUGUGACAGUGAAAAGCAUAAAUUCAUUUUUAUGAGCUUUCAAAAAAAAAUAAUAUUCAUGAAUCAAUCAUUUUCUCAUAAAUAUGUUAUGCUGGAAUAAAGCACAAAGAAUGUUUAUACGUGCAUUUAUUAAAGGAGUGCGGCUGUGAAUGCACAAAAUGCACGGAGAAAGAUGUUCAACAAUGUGACAUGCACUUGCAUGUAGAAAUAGAAAAUCUACGUCAGCGCUUAUUAGAAAGAGAUAAUCAUAUUAUAACAAUGGAGACGCAAUUUUUAAACGAAGCUGAAAAAUUUCCCAACGGAGAAUUGGCUUCGAUAAAAGAAGAAAUUCUUAUUUGGCAAGAAAAAUAUCAAAGGUUAUAUGAGGCGCAUAAAAGAGUUCAAAAGGUCAACCAAAAUCUCGAAGAUAAAUUACUCAGAAUAGUAGAUAAAUGCGAGAGCGAGAAGGGUACCUUCACAAAAGAUAUAGCUACGUUAUCGCAUCGGUUGGCUGAUGCAAAUUAUACUAUACAUCGCUUGACGCAAGAUAAUGAAAGGUAUAGAAAUGAUGUGAAUCUGGCUAUUCAACUACUUCAGUGUAAGCCUUCCAAUUUUGUUGGACAAAAAUAUGAUUCGCUGCCCACUGAAGUGCAAGCCAAAGUUCAAACAUAUAUUGCCCAUAAAAGAUGUUCGAAAGAUUCAUCACCGCCCAAUAUGAAAAGCAUAAUAGUACCUAUAUCAACAUUUCCUCCUACAGCAAUGGUUUAUAACGUAUCUAAGCAAGGAGUUGAAAAGCAUAGCGAUGAAGAUGAUGUUGAGGAAUCUAAGCCUCCCGUUGAUAUUGUGUCGGCUGCUAUUAUGGCUAAAGUAUUGGAAGAUAGAGAAAAGGAAAGAAUUUUUGCUAAACACUGUGAUACGUGCACAUGUCAUAAAAGUAUUUUAUUGGUCGAUGCUGAAUGCCAAACGGUAAAUAAUUCUGAUGCUUGUAACGAAUGCACUUUGAGACAUGUACAAAUUGAAGAAAAGCAUUCGGAAUAUGUAAACAAAAUUAAUAAAUCGUUUCAAUCUAGAAGUAAUCAAAAUUCUAAUGCAAAUUCGAUCUUUCAAAAACAUGGCCAAGAUGCUAUUGAUAAUGGAAACAUCCAUUUUCAUAAUAACAGUGAUUGUACAAAGUAUUCUAAUUCCAUGCAGUAUUUAUAUAACGUUAAAGAUAAUAAACUUGCUAUCAAAAGUAAUAAAAGUUUAGCAGAUUUAAGGGAUGAUAAUAAGAAGGAUUCAAUGCGUCAAGACAAUAUGGAAAUGCAUAUGCAGGCUGAAGUAAUAAAUAACGAUAAGCAAACAUCUUUAAAAAGCAAUAGAAACACUAAUAUGUCUUCUAAUAUAAUAACCAAUAUACCUACUCUUUCUACUACAUCUGUUACCUUUAAUAACAUUACAUCAACUAAUACUGCUAUUAACAUUAAUGGAGAUAAAUCAAAACAAACACGAACAAAUAGAAAAUCUGAUUUUCUAAUAGACUCAAAAUCUAAUACAAGCAAUUGGGUUAAAUAUGAAAAAGAAACUUCUUCGUGUUCUUAUACUAUGUCCGAAAACACUACAAAAUAUUUUAGCAAUAAAGAACAAACACAAAUAGACAUUAUUAACGAUAGAUUAUGGAAAAAUGAAUGGAUAAAAAUAAAAUCAGAUACGAAUACAAAAGAUAGAAAUAAUGAUAAUAUUACUAACGAUGCUGGAAUAGAUAUUAUUAAUAGUAGAGAUUGGAAAAAUAAUAGAAUGUGGACGGAGCCUCAAAAUCCUGCCCAUUUAACCUUGAUUGAAGUAAAAAAUAUAGAUAACGUAAUGGGUCACAAUGACUGUAGACAAGUGGAAAUAGCUACUAGUCCAAGUUUUAGUAGCGACAGUGUUGUCAUUUCAACUUCCGAUCCUCCUAGUAGUUCUAGCGAUAUUCUACAAUCUUCUAGUGGAGUACAAUCAAUUAAUUCUGUGAAUAAUCAAAAAUCUAAUUCACAUAAUCAUACGUUAGGUUCAAGAUCCUGUCUUGUACGAUUAACACAUGGAUCAAAGAAUGUUCUAAUAGAUAAUGAUGGACACUGUAAAGCUACCUUAUUUACAAACGCAAAUAGUAAACCAAAUGCAGCUUUAGUACAUACAAAGAAAGCAAUUACGAUUGGAUCUGAGAGAUCACCUGCUAUUACUAGCAAAAAACAUUCAGUUCUAUUACAAGAUAGUAAUCAAUUACAAAGAGUAGCAGAAUGGGUUCAAUCAUCUGUUUGCAUAGAAAAUUCUGUACAAAAUAAUUUAAAUGGAUUAAAAAUUAGUGAUAAUAGUGGAAACAAAGAGGAAACCUGUUUGUUCACGUAUGCGAAUGAGAAGUCUUCUAAUCAUAAAUCUUUUCAACUACAUAGCAACCAAUGCCACGAUAUAAAUGAAAAAGAAGAAUUAAAUAAGGAAAUAGAUGGUAAUAAAGAGAUAGAUUCUUUGCUCCCUGUAACAAGUGUUGGUAGUAUGGUGGACGAUAAGGACAAAGAUUUAAUUACAUUUGAUAUACCUAAUGAAGAUGAAAAGUCACAUUCAUCCGUAAAUGAUAAAAAUUCUAAUGAUAAUAGUUAUGAAGUUAAGAUUACAAGAGAAAUGGAAGAAACGUAUUUAAAGUUGGCAGCAAGUUUAGAUCCAGUCACGCUUAGUUUAUCCGAUGCAAAUAACAGUGACAUAACAAUUGAAAAAUAUAGGAAAAAUUACAAAAGGCUUCAUGCCCAAAGAUCUCACGAUAAAGUAGGAUCUAUGACUUAAGCAUUUUGGCUGUUUUGAAAGAUUGCUACUUUUGCAGGAAGUUCCUUUAAUGAUAUCAGAGUCUUAUUUUUUGUAAACAUGAUAAACUAAGGCUGUACCAAGUUGAGUCAUUUAGAAUGGAAGUUCUACAUGUACAUGUCAAUGCAAAAGAUUAAAUAAUUUUUUGAUUUAAGUAAUAGAUAAUAGAUUCUUAUUGCAUAUUAAAAUCUGGAAGGAUACCUGAAGAGAGUGUCUUUGUAUUAACUUCGGCCUAUAGCAUUUACUUUUCAUAUUAACGGAUAGUACUGGAAAUUAGAUACAAAGACUUAUAGAACUAUAAAUUACUAAAAUAAUUUUUACAAUGUCGCUGAUAAUUGUUAUUCCUUAUAUUGAUAUCAUAAUUUAACAGAAAUAAUUCUGAUCUCUACUAAUUACUCAUAAACUGAUUUGGCAUAAAUAAAAAUAUUAAAAAGGAAAGGAAAAAAGAAAAAAAAAAAAAAAGGAAAAAUAUCUUAACGAAUAAAAAGUUACAAAUUAUUGUAUUAGUGGUACAAUACUACUAAUAUAAGAAUUUCAAAUAUAAAAGAUUAUUCUAUAUUAUCAGGCAAAGCGAUUAAAAGAAAAAUUACUAACUCACAAACAUAAUGCCGCUGCUAAGAGCUAAUCAGUAAAGCUACCAAUAAUGAAUAAGUGAUGGAUUGUAAAUGUCGAGCAGAUGGUAAUUAUCCUUGCACAAAGUAUCCGUUGCUAUCCAGCAAUCAAGAUUAUUGUAAUUAUUAAAUAGUAACCAAUAAUUGCUAAAUCUAUAUGUUAGCUAAUCUUAUACUUUUUUUUCUUUGAUGCUGCACUAUUAUCAUUGGGAGGCACAAUAGUAAGCAGGUCAGUAGAAUCUACGGGACCUUGGGCUAAUCGCCCCACCCCCCCUCACCCACAC